AUGCCCGGGUCACCAUUCUUUUCUCUUUGUCGGAAACCCCGGCGUAGAAAUACACACAAAGAUCAUACAAGAAGACAGCAGUACGGUCUGCGCUGGUUCGAGAGCCCAAUUGAUGAAAAAGGACAACUGUAUCGGCAUUCAGACGCCACUCCAAUCGAACUAUUUUUUGACUUGUUCUUCGUCGCUAAUCUAUCGACCUUUACUGCCACGCACGAAAUCAACAAUGUGGAGGCUUUGGGGGCAUAUAUAGGUUUCCUCGGGGUGAUCUGGUUUACCUGGCUCCAAGUGACGCUCUUCGACGUACGGUUUGCACGAGAUUCGGUUUUCGAACGAGUUUGCAAAGCGGCACAAUUGGCUGUCAUGGUCGGAUUUGCUUCGGCCGGGACACGGUUUACGACUCGAGUCCAAGGUGAUAACGUCUGGGCGUUUCAGUCGCUGAGUCUGCUAUUGGCCGGAAGUCGGACGCUGUUAGCGAUACAGUAUACCUUCAACCGUCGCUUUUUUCGUGGAAGGAUGGAGAAUACUGCCAGAGGCAUGAAACAUAUCGUCGCAAUUCUUGGAAUUUCCAGCGUUGCCUAUCUCGGACUGUUCUUUGCCUUCAAGGAACGAAACGGUGUUCAGACCUACAUAUGGACCGUUUGGUUUGCGGUAUUUGGAUUCGAGAUGUGGAUGGUGAUGGGAAUAUCCGGCGCCACCCCUCAUAUAGGUCUCCAAGACACACAUCUCAACGUGCGAAUGGGACUCCUUACGUUGAUCAUCAUUGGAGAAGGCGUCAUAACCAUCACCAGAAUUGUGAACAAGACAGUACGGCCUGGCGGUUGGACCAAGUGGUCGUUUGUCCAUAUUUUGGGUGUCACUAGUAAUGUUUAUGUUUUAUGGCAGGCAUAUUUCGAUGUUACGCCACGAGAUGCCUUUGGGAAGAUCACACAGCAACUGUGGGCGCAGCUUCACUAUCCUUUUCACGUAGUGCUGAUCCUCCUGCUUGAGGGAUCAGGUAUUCUUGCUUUGACGCUGGACAUAACGUUGAAAAUCACUUACCUGACAGAGACGAUCCUGUUCGCCUGCGAGGAACCGCGACCCAACGCUGAACGGGCCAUUAAGCUUCUGCGAAGUACUAUUGCAGAUAUGGAAAUUGAUUACAAUCGUGGGGCCAUCAAAGAAAAAGCAGUGAUUUCGGCCAUUUUGGAGGACCUACCGAACCGGCCGUUGUGUCCAAACAGUACUGCUGUGGCUCUCUAUUCUUUGACGGAUGAUCGGAUCGACGAUCUUGUGGGAAAUGUCACGGCGGCCCUGUUCUCCAGUAUGGGGCUCAAUCCGGCCGAAGGAACGGAUAUCAGUCAGCUGAACAAUGUUCAACUCCUACGAAUGUAUAUGGAAGUGCUGGGAUUUGUGUAUGUGUAUUACUUUAUAGUCGCCUCGUUGGCAAUGUUUCUCUUUGCGGCUUUUGUGGUACUAGCUCGCCGCCACACUCGCAAAGCGUAUGUUGCCGUUGGGGUUGCUGUCCGCAUUGUCUUGGCCAUUUUCCUUUGCGGGUUGAUCUCCUUUGCGAGCCAUUUCCGGUUGGCAUACUCCUUUAUGACGUCUCCGACAAUACUCUACGCUUUUACAUUUGUUUUAUUGUUCGGUAUGCUUCGUCUGCCAAUUUCCUUCGCCCAGAGUUUCUAA
Molecule: messenger RNA, 1665 nt
Organism: Aspergillus ruber CBS 135680
Lineage: Eukaryota; Fungi; Ascomycota; Eurotiomycetes; Eurotiales; Aspergillaceae
Exons: 5
Coding region: 1-1665 (554 amino acids)
Source: RefSeq, a predicted model, not a curated record